Schistocerca piceifrons (Central American locust) is the source of this 1163-nucleotide messenger RNA. Its product is annotated as mitotic-spindle organizing protein 1-like. NCBI's taxonomy places the organism in Eukaryota, Metazoa, Arthropoda, Insecta, Orthoptera, Acrididae. Gene Ontology annotation, biological process: gamma-tubulin complex localization. The transcript has 2 exons. Gene Ontology annotation, cellular component: gamma-tubulin ring complex. The record is from RefSeq and is a predicted model, not a curated record. The coding region runs from base 16 to 282 and encodes 88 amino acids.
GAUCAUUUUACAGUAAUGGGUAAAAAAAAAAAAAAAAUGGCAGGAAAAGGGAAUCCAAAUUUAGAAAAAGUUCUUGAGGCUCAGUAUCUGAUCAAGAAGAUGCAUGAAGUUUCACAGCUGAUGGGUGUGGAUCUCGAUCCGAAAACUCUGGUGCUCAGCAUGCGGCUGAUGGAACACGGAGCUAAUCCAGCAGCUCUUGCAAAAUUAAUCAAAGAUAUCAAAAGAAUUGUAAGUAUUCUGGAAGAGACAGACAAGCAAGACAAAGGAAGGGAAAACAAAUGAAGCAUUUAACUGAGAAUGUCAUAAAGAUUGUCCUUAGAUCGCCAAAUAUGUGCAAGCUGUGAAAUAGUGUGGAGUGUAAUUAUUGAAGAGUGGAUUAUUUUGAACAGUAGCUCAAAUUUCUUUAUAGAAAGUAGUUGGGAGUUUGUGCUACUGAAGCAAACCAAUAUCUUUUUGUGAAAAGGUAUUUACUGAUGUUCAGAAAAUUAACAUGUUACAAGGAACUGCAACACAUGUGUAGCUCAAUGAAGUGCAUCAUCAAUGAUAUAAAUGUUUUGGAUUAUUGUACUUUAUUAUUGAAUUCAAAAGCAACUGAGUAUUAAAGAAAUGCCUCUGUGUGUAAUUGUCUAAUGACCUAGUUUUUCUAUAAUGGUAUUCAGUUGUCCAUUCAUUGUCUUAUCGUUCUAGUUUUAUUUCUGGUUUCAUUUACACCUAGGAGCUACUUAAAACUUAAGCAGUUGGAUAAAAUACUCACCUUCAUUAAUACAAUAAGUGGAGCAGGAUAUAAAUAAAUGUUUGAUAUGAAUUGUCGGCUUUGACCUGUGACAUAAGAAACAUGCAACAAACACUGUAAAUAGUACAUGAUAAAGAAUUACAUACAAACAUGGUAAAUGGAAGGUGGAAAGAAAAUAGCUGUUAAAUUUGCAAAAAAUACUUGCAAAUUGACACUAUUUUCUUUUCCACCAUCCACUUAUCUUGUUUGUACGUAAUUCUUUCAUGUUUUUGUGCAUUUGUUUUAUGGCACAUUGCUCUGAUCAGCUUUGAAACUUCCUGGGAGAUUAAAACUGUGUGCCGGACUGAGACUCGAACUUGGGACCUUUGCCUUUCGCGGGCAAGUGCUCUACCAACUGAGCUACCCAAGCACGACUGGCGCCCCAGCCUCA